Colletotrichum tamarilloi is the source of this 1626-nucleotide messenger RNA. Its product is annotated as major facilitator superfamily transporter. Gene Ontology annotation, cellular component: plasma membrane. Gene Ontology annotation, biological process: transmembrane transport. The transcript is spliced from 5 exons. The record is from RefSeq and is a predicted model, not a curated record. Gene Ontology annotation, molecular function: transmembrane transporter activity. NCBI's taxonomy places the organism in Eukaryota, Fungi, Ascomycota, Sordariomycetes, Glomerellales, Glomerellaceae. The coding region runs from base 1 to 1626 and encodes 541 amino acids.
AUGGCCACCGCGACUCCAGAGGACCAGCCACGCUCACAACCUAGCGUCGAGCUGACGCGCUCUUACGAGAACAAGACCGAAGCAACCCUCGGCCACAGUCACGAUGCAGCCCCUGGGCCCACAGCACCAGUCGAUAGCGAGAAAGGAACUGGGAGCGCCGACGGCGAUGACGAUAAAGCAGAAGAGGGCGACUACGCCACCGGCUUGAAGCUUUUCAUUCUGAUGACUUCCCUCUUACUAUGCCAAUUUCUUGUCGCCUUAGACAUGAGUAUUAUCGCCACUGCCAUUCCCAAAAUCACUCGCGAAUUCCAAAGUCUUGAUCAGGUCGGAUGGUAUGGCUCCGGUUUCCUCCUUACCCUCGCCGGCUUCGUUUCUCUCUGGGGCAAGGCCUUCAAGCAUGCCAGCAUCAAAUGGGUCUUCUUGUCCGCCGUGGUCGUCUUUGAGCUUGGGAGCUUGAUCUGUGGUGUGGCUCAGAAUAGCACUACCCUCAUCGUCGGUCGCGCCAUCCAAGGCUUUGGAGGUGCUGGCAUGACCAGCGGAGUCUACCUCAUUGUAUCCGUCUCUGUCGUCCAGAAGCUUGUCCCUGCAUUUUUGGGCCUUCUUAGCGGUAUCUUCAGUGUUGCUAGUGUCGUCGGCCCCCUUCUUGGUGGUGCAUUCACGGACCGUCUUACUUGGCGUUGGUGCUUUUACAUCAACCUCAUCGUCGGCGCGCCCUCUAUUCUCUUCCUGGCUUUCUUCUACAAGCCACCUGCUCACCACAAAAUCGAGCCCAUUGGCUGGAAGGACUUCAUCUAUACUUUAGACCUGCCGGGCGUCGCUGUCGUUCUCGGCGGGCUGACGUGCUUCAUUCUCGCCAUUGAAUACGGUGGUGUCACCAAGGCCUGGAACUCGGGUACAGUUAUCGGUCUGCUGGUCGCCUUCGGUGUCCUCGUCAUAGUCUUCAUUGUUCUCGAAUGGUACCAGGGUGACCGUGCCCUGCUUGUUGGCCGUCUCAUGAAGCGGAGGACUAUCGCGGCCUGCGCGGUCUUCGUUUCCAUUCUCUUCUCCGCCCCAGGUAUCGUGCUAGUCGGAUGGUACCAGCCGUGGCUAAUGACCGGCGCAUCGCUCGCCGCCAUUGGAGCCGGCCUCAUUUACAUGCUAGACAUCGACUCCACCAGCGCGCAAUGGAUCGGCUUCCAGUUUGUGGCCGGCGUCGGUACGGGUCUGGCAAUGCAGCCGCCCGUCAUCAUCGCCAACGCCAUCACCCCGAAGCAAGACAACAGCAUGGCCAUGUCGGACGUGCUCUUCUUCCAGUUCAUUGGAGGCACCUUUGGCAUCGGCAUGGCGCAAGCCAUCUUCAACAACGGCCUCAUCAGCAGCUUGCCCGAGCUGGCACCGAUGGUUUCUCCGGCCGAGGUCCUCAGCAUUGGCGCGUACGACUUGAAGAAUGUCUUGUCGGGUGAUGCACUGACUGGCGUGCUGAGGGCGUACAUGCGCGGUCUGCACAAUGCUUGGGCCAUGAGCAUCGCUGGCGCCGCCGUCGCCGUGUUUUUACCCCUGCUGGGAGCCUACAUGAAGCUCCCCAAGACGCCCCCCAAGAGCUGGGAUGAGAAGCCGACGACCGAUAAGGCCGACGCGCGAUCUUGA